AUGAGUCAUUAUUAUUAUUCUGAUUCGGAUGAUACCUAUCAGGCACGUCGGCAUCAUCCAUCUACAAAUACACGUCAUUAUACUCGACGAAGCGGUUUGGCAUCGAAACUUCGACCGACAUCGCCAAGCAAUGAUGAAUCGGCGAUACGAAUUGUUGUUGAUUCUCCAUUUCCUCGAAAAAGUGACUUUUUUAUUGAUACAUCUCAACGAGGGAGAAUAAUCGUUACUGCUCGUUACCGUCGUUCAACGAAUUCUUCCAAUUAUAUUGAUUAUCGAAAAUAUCAAGAUGUUGUACAAACAUUUAAAAUUCCACAUGAUGCCGAUAUCGCUCAGCUAACGAGUUAUGUUGAACGAGAUGGAAAUUUAGUUAUUGAUAUACCACGUCGGCACUAUUCCUAUAGAGAUUCAUUUGAUAGUCAAAAUACGAAUGUUGGUCGAUCGAGAGAUGUUUACGAUGAAGUUGAACAAAUGUUAACAUUACCGACGAGUGGUCCAUCAUUAAUACGAGAUAAAAAUGCAUCAAGUCGACAUGGUGAUCAGAAAAAACUUGAAUACAGAAUCGAUUGUACAGGUUAUGCACAAGAAGAUCUUGAAGUGUUCAUACAAGGACAUGAUCUUAUUGUUCAAGGUGAACGCAAAAGUGCAAAUCCAAACAGAAAUAUAUCAAAAAAGUUUUCAAGAAAAAUUACACUACCACCGGAUGUCAAUUUAUCAAAAGUAGUUAGUUACUUAGAUACAGGAAUCAAUGGUGGUGAACUACGUGUAGAAGCACCACUGUAUGAAAAACAGUCGAACAACUUACGACGACGAGACUAUCAAAUUGAUGAGUAUGACGAUUAUUUUCCACAACGUUCGUCAUCGUUAGAUUUUGAUAGACAAAUUAGGCGACAGAGGCAUCAGAGACAUCGAGAUGAAUAUGAUUAUCGUCUUGAUCCAAGUAAACGUAUUCGAUCAGCGGAUGGAUAUCGUUAUCCAUUGUAUGUACCGCCACAAGAAGAGGAUUUUGAUCGCUCUUCAAGGCAAAAACAUCCACACAGAAGAAUACAAAAUUAUGAAAGACGAAUUAUAGACAGGAGUAAUCCAAAAAGUCAUUAUGGAUAUCAUACAUCACGUAUGACAAAUCAUAAAGAUGCUGAUUUAAGAUUUUGA
Molecule: messenger RNA, 1149 nt
Organism: Didymodactylos carnosus
Lineage: Eukaryota; Metazoa; Rotifera; Eurotatoria; Philodinida; Philodinidae
Source: the annotation of a GenBank genome assembly